AUGGCAGUCAUGGACACGAUUGAGGCCCAGAACGCGACGAGCGUCGACAUCAAGACAGGGCAUCCCAAUGAAGGAACCGUAGCCAUCCGUGUGAAGACACCACCGCCUGGCCUUAGGAAGAAUCGAGCUUUUGUAGCUGGUCCUAGCCCAGCCAAAGGUUCUGGUCAGGAUCGAUUCCGACGGAUGCUUGCCAAAGCACCGGGAGUCGCGGAUGUGGCCGCGAGCACUAUUGGUGCUCCGGCCCCCGAGAUGUCGCAAGCCGCCGCGCGCACCUCUCUCUUGGAUUUCACGUCCCUGAGCGGCCCGAGCUACGGUAGGCAAGCUGGAUGUGAAGGUGUAUCCAACAGUGGAUCUGAUGCUGUGCUAGGGGCUUUCUUUCCUGCUCUCGGCCAAGACAUGAACAAGGGCAACCUGGUUCCAGCUCACCGCGUUGCGGUCAACCCGGCAGUGUACCCGGCCGCGGCCAAUAUGGCACAUGCAAUGAUGCCAUACACGCCGACUGGUGCUCGCGCCCUCGCCAUGGGAGGCGAUUUCCAAGCCGUUGGCAACAACGGAUACAACUCACUCGCACCGCUAGCUACCACUGGAAACAAAGACUGCGCAACUGCAAAUGGCAGAGGCGGCGAUGGGAAGGGUUUUCCCAACGCCCCUCCUUACACUGCACUCCUGAGCGCGGAGUGCCAGCGAAGACGCUUCAACCCGCAGUUCAACGAGUGGAUCACCAUGGAUGGACAGUUCCAGUGUUCUGUCACCCUCAAGGGCAAGAUCAUGCACGACAUGCGAAAAUGGAACUCUCCCAUCGAGGCCAAGCAGGCACUGGCGAAGCGCGCGGUAGACUACGUCCGCACCUUGCCGCUUCCGAGCGGCGAGCCGAACAAGGCGGCCGAGAGGGUGAAGCAAGCGCAGAAUGCAAUCAUCCAGCAUGUCACCCACAAGGAGGCGGAGGAGGAGGAGCGUAGGCUCCUCGCGCGCGUUCAGGCCUUGUUUGGCAACUCGGGCGGCCCCAGCGAUAGUACUCUUCAGGAUCCUGUCGCCUCUCGUGCAUUCUUGGAGGGCUUCGCCCUUUGGACCAAGUUGCGGAACUCGUCGAGUGGCCAGCGUCGAUCGCGCUCGCCACACCGCGGCCAUCGCGAGCGCUCCCCGAUCCGCCGCCGUGACCGAUCUGGUUCCUACGUGAAGCGCGAGUAG
Molecule: messenger RNA, 1188 nt
Organism: Neoarthrinium moseri
Lineage: Eukaryota; Fungi; Ascomycota; Sordariomycetes; Amphisphaeriales; Apiosporaceae
Exons: 3
Coding region: 1-1188 (395 amino acids)
Source: RefSeq, a predicted model, not a curated record